This is a messenger RNA of Orussus abietinus, 2924 nucleotides long. RefSeq lists its product as uncharacterized. NCBI's taxonomy places the organism in Eukaryota, Metazoa, Arthropoda, Insecta, Hymenoptera, Orussidae. Gene Ontology annotation, molecular function: protein dimerization activity. The record is from RefSeq and is a predicted model, not a curated record. The coding region runs from base 189 to 1226 and encodes 345 amino acids. The transcript has 4 exons.
UUGGAAUUCAGUCCCAACACUUUUGGAAGUUGGUAGCCGAGUGCUAUGGUUUGUUGGUAGUUGUGAGUAAUAGAAGUUUAAACUCACCGCGUUGUCUACGUUUCGCAGCCCCACAGUAAAAGUUUUAACGGCAUUUUUUAUCACAUAUUAUACGAACUUCUAAAAAUGCCAAAACGAAAAGGUUUUGUAUGGAAAUUUUACACAGAAAUAAAGACAACCAAAUUUAUUUUAAAUGUCAGUAUUGCGGAGUGAUUUACACGAAAAAUGCAACUCGACAAAAAAGGCAUUUAGAAGAGUAUUGCUUGAAAUGCUCUCAAACUGUUAAGGACCUGUUAAGAAAAGAAAAAAGUGAACCUUUGUUGGACAUUGACGACAAAUGGAAUGGUAACGGAUUAGAUGUCGAUACGGUUCGCUUCAAUAAAAAGAUUGCUGCAUCAGCGUCAGGUUGUGUAAACAAUAAUGUGACAUCUGCACAUGGUCAUAAUUCCAAUACCCAAUCUAAAGAAGAAAAUGGCAAUGACUCGACAUCUACAAUUAAAAAGUCUCAACAUCAUAAACCCCUGCAAGAAAGAAAAGGCACAUUUCGAAAUGAUAAGAGAUUUUUUAAUUUAAAGACAUAUAUUGAUUCUAUGAGACCAGAUGAGCAAGAAAGUUUAGAUGAAAAACUCGCUAGAGCAAUAUUUUCAUCUGAUUGUGUAUUACCAGUGCUUGAAAAUCGAUAUUGGAUUGAUUUCUUUCAAGAGUUACGACCAUCAUGGAAACUACCAUCUGCUUAUAAAAUUGGUAAUCCUCUUUUAAACGCUGAGCAUGACAGAAUUGAAUUAGCAGUUAAUGAAGCUAUUGCAAAAUCGGGUGCAAUCGGAAUUCAAUGUGAUGGUUGGAGCGACAUUCGAAAUAAUUCAAUCGUUAAUUUCGUUGUCACGACCCCCGAAACAUUCCUCUAUAAAACGAAAGAUACGAAAGGAGAGUCUCACACGGGAGAAUACAUGGUAAAGUUAAUUAUUGAGGUAAUUGAAGAAAUCGGCCCUAAAAAGGUAUUAACUGUACUUACAGAUGGGGCUUUGAAUAUGGUGAAAGCUCGAGAACUUGUUAAAACAGUAUACUCAUAUAUUUACGUUUAUGGUUGUGUGGCACAUUGUUUGAAUUUAGUAAUAAAAGAUAUAAAUAAAUUUCACUUAUAUUUAAAGAGGUACAGUCUUCUGCUGCUGAAAUUGUUAAGAAUAUAAAUUCUUCUCAUGCAAUUAAAGCCGAAUUUAUUUGAAUUCAAGAAGAAAAAAAAGCAAAAAGUCAUAUCAUUAAAAUUAUCCGGAAAAACAAGAUGAGGAUCGACACUCUUUUGCAUCGAGAGUUUAUUAUAUAACAAAAUGGCUCUGAAAACAUUAGCAAUAUCAGACAAUGUACUGUUAAAAUACGAAGUAAAGAUAGAUAUUUUAAACGAGACUUUCUGGUGUGGACUUCUAAGUCUCCAUGAGCUUCUCGCACCAGUCGUUAAAUGGAUAACAAUUUUGGAAGGUGAUAGGUGCAUAAUCAGCUCAGUUCCUAGAGCUUGGAAGGAAAUAAAAACAACAUACGAAGAACUGCUCGAUGAUUCUCCAUUGCCGCUUAACGAAUGUGCCCACCUAAAACUAUUAAUGAAAGAAAGAAGCAAUUUAUCGAUGCAGCCAAUUCACUUCGCAGCUAAUAUUUUGGAUCUGAAAUUCAAUGGCAAACAUUUAACUCGAGAACAAAAAGUAUUAGGAACAGAACUAAUUCACGAUCGUGCAGUUUAUCAAUAUCCAGAAGAUACUCACUCUGUGGAACAAAUCCUAACAGAUCUGGCCUACUAUAAACAGAGUGAAGGUUCUUUUGCUAAACCAUUUGUUCAAAAAACCAUUAAGACGUUACCAGCCAUAAUGUGGUGGAGAAGCAACUGUGAACCAAAAUUAUGUUCAAUCGCAAUUGACAUACUUAGUAUGCCAGCCACAAGUGCUGCAACAGCACGAAGUUUUAGUAGAUACGGAAAUGUGCAUACUAAAAAGAGAAAUCGCUUAUUAAGUGACAGAGCAGGAAAACUUACAUUUGUUUCAUUUAAUUUGAAAAUUGAAACAUUUAAGGAAAAUCGUCAGAGUGGAAAACAGAAGAGAAUUAUGUUUGUAACUCCUUGGAACGGUAAGGAAUUUGGGCUUCGUGCGGAAGAAUUGGAAGCAAAACAUUUAGAAUUAGAAGUAGAAUAUUCAGACUUUGAAACAGAAUAUUCAGAGUUCGAAGCAGAAUAUUCAAAGUUGGAUGUAAAAUGUUUAGAAAUAGAAGCAAAUCGUUCUGGUUAAAAACUAAUACUUUGAAACUCUCAAUGAAAUAUCCAAUAUGAUAUUCUUAUACGUUUUAGCAGUGAGACGUAAUUUUGAUUUUCUGACGUUAUUAAGUGACUUUAGCUAAGUCACUGAACUGCUUAACAUUUUGUAUUAAAAAAAAAGUUGUAAAAAUUGUACGAUUGGGUACAAAAACAGUCUACUUACAUUUUCAGAAAUUACUCAUUUACAUUAUUUAUCCAUACAGUAAUUCAUAAAAUAAAUUAUGAAAAUAAAAGAAGACUGUUCUUGUAGCCAAUCACUCAAUUGUUUAGAAUUUAGAUCACAGUGGAUAAAUGGAACUACAGUAUUAAGUCAGUAAGACUGAUAAACGAAUUAUCAAAGUUUUUAAACUUACCCGUGAUACUUGUAAGCCAUAAUAAAUAUAUUAUGUUAUGUCUAGCUGAAAUCCAGCUGUAUAUUUUUAGUUCAAAGUUAUAAACAUUAAGUACACCUGUUCAAUAUAUAUAAAUAUAUAACUUUCGUCUAUAUAUACGUGCAAUUCUCUAUGCAAUCAUCCUCUUCUACGUUUUGUUUAAAACCCAUAUGAAAAUAACAGGGUUGAAAUAAACACGGUAAUUCUUGUAGAAUACAACA